AUGUCACUGUCGACCUCGCCCUCCUCCGUCCACCCGCCUGUCGCCAGCGUUCCCCUCCGCGAUGAGCCAGCACGAGACCGCCCCAUCGACAUGGACAGGACCAACAGUGCUCUCUCCACCACCUCGACAUCCUCUCUGCCCCCUCGCCCCCUCCCCCGCCGACGCUCCACAGACGCCUCGGGCGGCCUCGAUUACUAUUGGUCAUCCCUCGCCGGCGCCGGCGCGUCGAGUUCGUCUUCUUCCCUCGCAUUGUCACUUGCGUCCCCCGGCGGGGGCAGUGCGAUGGCGCUCAGUCCGCCUGUAGGGAAUGCAAGUCUGAGCGCGUCCCCCAGCGCUACUGGGCUAAAGCAAGUGAGGAGCCAUGGGAAUCUGGGAAUGCAUGCUGGAGGUGGGAGGCAGAAUUCGGAUGGAGGAUACUUUGGGUACGGCCAGCAGACUCACUUGGGUGCGCCACAAAGACCAUACUAUAACCGCGCCGACUCUGGAUCGUCCACGGAUUCCCAGAACCCCAAUCCAAACUACAUCUCUUCGCCUCUAUCCAUCUCGGGCAAUCGUCCCCUGGCUGCUGAUCAUCUCGCAUCCAGCCCCGGAGGCUGGUCGGCUACGAGCAACUAUUCCAAAUCUGCCACAUCGGGCCUGUCGGUUGCAGGGUUGGACUUGCAGCAGAGACAGUGGUCGUAUACUACGGACGAGAGCUCGUCGAGCGAUAGCCAAUACUCACCCGUGAGCUACCGCAAAAAGCUGGACGAGCCCACUCAAGAUUCUUCGGCGCAAGACAGACGCUGGCAAGUCCGUUCCAGUGCACAAUCCGGUACGACCUACGUCCCCGACAAGGAAGAUACCUCCGACGUCCCACCCCCCAAACCCCAACCCGAGAUGCAAGACAAAGACUGGGAAAAGACACCCCGCGAGGCAGAGGUGGAGCAAUUCACAACGCCGACUGCUGCAGCCUGGCAAGAACGGCCUGAUCUGCGUCCUCCGCAGUUUGUAUUUGCCGCUGGAGAUAGAGCGGGGGAGAGGCUGUCGCCGGGUUCAAACUCGAGCCAUACGCAUACCCAGGGGAGGGGUACGCCUGUGACGGGUACGAGCUCUGCCAGUCGGUAUACACCCACCAACCCACCCUCCUCUGCGCAGCCCUCAUCUCCCUAUAUCCGCACGCCGCAAAGUGCUGGCAACCCCACAGGCCCUUUGGCCCAUUUCGCCGCGAAUAGAGAGACACCGAGGAGCGCGCCCGCUUGGAAAUCCGAAUUUGAGCCGAGUGGAGGGCGUGCUGAGGGCAAAGAGAAAAAUACGGUGAAGGGGAGGAAUAGGAGGACGUUGCCUGCUGUUGCGCCCAGUAGCUCGACUGAUUUGGCGGGUAUCAUGAACGGGGAUCAAGCAGACCAACCUAUACUGGUAUUUCCAGUGACGUCCGAGCCCGAACCCAUCAACAAAGCUCUACCGACCAUAACACAUACCCCACACUCCCCCUUUCCCUCCCCACCACCCAAAGACGACAGACCUCCCACCAAAACCAACCUCUCCUCCUCCUCCCUCGCUUCCUCAUCUUCGUCUCUUUCUGCACCCCCCGCGAGGCCUGAUCGUUCGCCCUCGAGGGGUACUGCUCCGACGUCCACAUUUAUAACCUCGCCGAGCAUUUCCGAGUUGACAGAGAUGCUGGGAGGCGCGAUAGAUGAGAUUGGAUUGAUCGAUUCGAGGGAUACGCCCCCGCCCAACAUGAGUGCCCCGCCCAAAAAUGCUGGUUCUGUUUCUUCCGAUUCCAACUCUAGUGCGAGUAGUGGACUUGAAAAGAGGCCGCAGAUGAGUUUGGAUACGGAUGUGUCGGGAGAUGGAAAAGGUCUUGAACCGCCGGCAGAGCUGGUGAAUAAGGCAGAGAAGGACCCGAUCACACCGACAUCUUUGCCUCAGAGAGGCAUGUCGUUGUCGGCGAGUGGAGACGCGGAGGAGGAAGGUCAAGCAGGGAUGGGCGUCGCAUCGACUCUACCCGCAUCUCCUACCUGUACUUCUCCCUCGGAUUACCAUUCGCCCCUGCCUGAGCACCAUUCAUUGCCUGGGGGAACAGUCAACUACCCACCGCUCCCCCGGCCUUGGCCCUCGGCAAUGCAGACGACUCAGAUCAAAUCUCUCGCUUCUCCGGGCGCCCGUGCGCUGGCCUAUGCGCGCGCCAUCAACGAGCUGUCGCGCGGCGAUACCGGCUUGGGCUGGUGGUGCACCAAUAUGCAGGGAGAGAUGAAUCGGCCCAUCAGCGGGAGCAGGGCCCCGAAUAUGAGGAAAUUGAAGAUGGGGUCUGUCAACUCGGCGGGCGGUGGGGGUGGGUUGGUCAUUUCCGAACCGAGCAACUUUAUACAGGGCACGCCGGUGUCGCCUUCAGCUCCCCCGAUGCUGGACCUUGCACCAGUCAUUCCGCAUCCGAGGAAUGUGAGCACCGGCUCAGAAUUCCCUAUGCGCGCAGACUCUUACUCUGCGCGCGAAAUCUCGCAACGCGUCGUCGACCCUACCGACCAGCCCACCGCUCUCCCUGCCAACUUGCCGUACCCGCAAGUGCAGCAAGCUGUCAAUAACCCCGGGUUCAAUGGUGGAGGUGGUCUGAGGCCGAGUCAGUCGAUGCAGUCGGUAUCGAGCUUCACGUCGGGGAAGAAGGGAUUCUUCUCGGCUAUCCGGAAGGGCGGAUCGAAGAAGGAGAGCAUGUCCCUCGGUCCGCCCACCUCUUCGCCUAUAGCUACCUCGCCUGGGGGAAGUGUGGGGAGAAAGGAUAUCCGUGGUUUACCUAUCUCUGCCCCUCGCGCGGGCACAGCCAGCCCCCAAAAAUCCGGCGCCGAAAGCCCAGGCGGCCUUCAAGCCCCUCGCGUCCAAGCUUCCAUCUCACCCAUGGGUCCCCGAGGUCCGCGUUCAGCAGUAUCACCCAAAGCUUCCUCUCCCUCUCAGUCUCCAUCGCGUAAACAUCAUGGGCGGUCUAGUCUUGAUACGGGCUUGGCGAGGAUGAUGCCCCCGCCGGUUUUGGGUAGGGGCGAGAGGGAGGGGAGAGGGAGUUUGGAUGGGGGAGUGGUUGUCAUUGGGAAAGAGCGCCAGAUACCUAUCAGUGCGCCGUCACCCUUGUCUGCUGGAUCUGGAGCGGGAGGGGUCAGUGGGAUAGAUGAUAUUAGGACGAUGGUGGAUGUGUUGCCGCACGUGGAGAAGAGCGUAUUGAGAGCGUACCUUGUGAAUAAUGGGAAUGACCAGAUGAGGGCUCUUGGGGCGUAUCUGGAAGACGAGAGACAUGGGACAGUGCGGUAUUGA
Molecule: messenger RNA, 3276 nt
Organism: Cryptococcus wingfieldii CBS 7118
Lineage: Eukaryota; Fungi; Basidiomycota; Tremellomycetes; Tremellales; Cryptococcaceae
Exons: 4
Coding region: 1-3276 (1091 amino acids)
Source: RefSeq, a predicted model, not a curated record